AUGGCAAGUUCCACAUCCUUGCCCAUGUUCCUUAAGUUACAGAUGUUAGUGUUGAUUACCUUUUGCUUUGUUGACUUUGCCCGAUCAGACUUCGCUGCUGAUCAAGCAGAGUGCACAAACCAGCUUGUUGGACUUGCCUCUUGUCUGUCGUUCGUCCAGCAAAUCAACAUCCAGUGUCCAACACCAGAUUGUUGUGAUGACUUCAGCAAGGUGGUCAGAAAUAUUUUCAAGUGUUUGUGUGUUCUUAUCAAGGAUAGGGAUGAACCACAGCUUGGUAUCAAGGUUAAUAUCACAAGGGCUCUUAUUCUUCCUGCCAAGUGCCAUGCACCAGCUAAUGUUUCUAACUACCCAAGAGUGCUAAGGCUUCCUUUGGAUUCGACGCAAGCUAAGGAUUUCAACCAGUUUUCUGACGAAAUGCAAGGGAUGGCGGUGAACUAUGCUAUAAUUUCAAGGAAAAGACAUGGCACUAUGGCAAAUGUGAGCAUUGAAACAAAUAAUCAAAGUGGUGGGAGCAAUGAUGUAAAUCAGAGUGGUGCAAAGGGCAUAAAACUGUCUCAAAUGGUGAAGGGAGGAGGUGUUGGUAUCGGAGUUCUCCUUUCCGCCCUCUCAUGUGUGGUCUUAAAAUGGUGUUUUGGUUUGAAGAGGAUUUAA
Molecule: messenger RNA, 651 nt
Organism: Dioscorea cayenensis subsp. rotundata (Guinea yam)
Lineage: Eukaryota; Viridiplantae; Streptophyta; Magnoliopsida; Dioscoreales; Dioscoreaceae
Product: non-specific lipid transfer protein GPI-anchored 6-like
Exons: 4
Coding region: 1-651 (216 amino acids)
Source: RefSeq, a predicted model, not a curated record